Molecule: messenger RNA, 9811 nt
Organism: Grus americana (Whooping crane)
Lineage: Eukaryota; Metazoa; Chordata; Aves; Gruiformes; Gruidae
Product: toll-like receptor 1
Exons: 2
Coding region: 6339-8792 (817 amino acids)
Biological process (GO): toll-like receptor signaling pathway; cellular response to bacterial lipopeptide; inflammatory response
Cellular component (GO): membrane
Molecular function (GO): Toll-like receptor 2 binding; lipopeptide binding; transmembrane signaling receptor activity
Source: RefSeq, a predicted model, not a curated record
GUUUGGAAGUAGAUUUUGAAAUAUAGCUUGAAAUACUGUAUUGAAUUUUUCUCAGCAGAGUAGAAUCUGGAGCAGUUCGUAUAGUCACGUGGAAUAAUGCUUGAGUUGCUGGAGAUUUUGCAGAGCUGCAUUAAUCACAAAGCUUAGGCAGCUUGGUCACAGAACCUCUUUCGCUAAAAUUGGUUUGCAAGAAAGAAAAUUACGCAUCCUGAGAAGAUGCCUAGAAGUCUAAAGCUUGAGAUGGUUCCUGGGUAGUGUUUUCUCAGAUUCAGUGAAGCUUAAAAGGAUAGGACCUAGUAACAGGACUCUCUGAACAUCCAGCACUGGUGGAUGAAAAUGGCCAUGCCACAAAGGAGGACUGCAUAAGAAAGAAAGGUUUGGGGGUUUUUUUCUUUAAAAAAAAAAAAAAAAUUAUGAGCUACUUCACCUUUUGGGGUGCCAUAGUUUGACACUGCUGCGAGGGAGAAGCAGUGAAUUGACAAUCAGAGUUCUAAUUCCCAUCCUCUGACAGAAUCCUGAUACCAUUUUGAUCCUGAGAGAUGCCUUGACCAAAGGGACUGAGAGGGCAUCUGCAAUAACAGAAUUACCUUCAUCAUCAUUGACUAUAUCUUGAGAAACUCUUGACUUCUCUACAUCAUGCUUUUUUUUUUUUAGCUUUCUAUUUUUUUUUCUUCUCACCCAUACAUCCGACUUUAUGCUUAUUAUUAAAAGAAUCUGUCCUUUUCAGCCAAAACAGUAUCUUUUGCAGCACGGCUACGAGUUCUGAUCAGAGAGGCAAUAAUCAGUCAGAGAAAAAUUUGCAAGGUCUUGGGACACCAGGUAAGACCAUCUAUUCACGGAGUCAGAAAGACAAGCUACGUUUACAAUAUUUGCUCUUCUUUAUAGAAAUACAGCAGGCCCCUCUACCUGUACUUGUGCUGUUUUGGCUUCAAGAAAACAUAGCUGGGCUCCGACAAACAUUCACAACUGCUGCAGGUGAUCACAGCAAACUUCCUCUUUGCCCCCAGCAGGAGAGGUGCUUGCCAUCUGGAAUACGAGGCUUAGAUGACCAGCAAACAGGAAGUUUUCCUUUCAAAAAUGUGUUUCCAUAUGAAGACAAGAGAAGAAGGGAUGUUAAGAUUAAAUCCUCAUUUAGUAUAGAAUGUUUGCAUUUUAUCUCAUUCUUGUCUGCCAUUGUUUUUAACAAAAGAUUUUAAUUUUGAUUUUUUUUGCCUGAAGUCUAAGCAGGCUGAGGUCUCUUGACUUGAAGUCUUGAACUGUGAGCGACUGUUCAUGAUUUGUAGGGGUGAAAUUUAACACCUUUAGCUCUCUCAUCCCACUCAGCCUCAAAAUUAAUAUAACACACCUAUUACCAAAUUGCAGGCAUUUCAUUCAGGACUGCAGAAACAAAUGUUUUCUGUGCUUCCUCCUUCCCCUCCAAUUAAUGCUUCAGUGUAUGACUCAUUUAACCCUUAGAAAACUGAAGAUGAACAGGCUUAGCUUGGUUUGCCUGUCCCUUUCACACAACCAGGGACAGCUGGAUGGUGGCUUGCUUGAAAAUUUUCUUUGAAAGCCUUAGGUUUAGGUCAGUAGCCCUUGAAACUUCUGUAAUACAUUUAAAAUCCCCCUGUUGCGUGUGAAGCUUUAAGAACUAAUAUGGCUGCUUCUGUUGGAUAGAGGACAGAGAAACCCUCUAAAAAAUCAGAGUGCACCAGCUGUUACUCAGGUGGGAGCACAUAGCUGUUGCCAGAAAUUAAUUAUUUCUUUCAGGAGUGGAAGGUUUUUGCAGGGGUUUGUUUGCCACUUUGGAAAGAACUUGGGAACUAUGUGACCUCUGGCAAUGUAGCUGAUGUGAUCAUAAGCAGAAAUAUAUAAUUACAGGUUUCUGGUAUAUGUCCAAAAUCCUUGAGUGAAUAAUAUUCAAAAAGGAGGCUUGUAAUGAGCAUGGGGAGCAAUUAAAACUUGUACUUUGGAACCAGAAGCCCACAUACUAUUAGAUUUUUGUCCAUGAUAUGUGCCAGAUAAUUGACAAAACAGCUACACAUGCAGUGAAUUACUACACCUAGUUUUUCUGAUUCCACAGGAGAAAUUGAGUUUCUCAAGUGAUACAUAUCAGACUAUUUCAAACAAUUAUUUUAGCCUCUGCUGUACUCUGAACACUUUCUUUAAAACCAGUUUUAGUCCACAAAGAAAUUUUUCCCAUACGUGGGGCUAUGUGUAGUCUCACGGCCCAUGUCAGCCACUUUAUGCGCACAUAUUGGGAAGUAGCUGCCCUUUUCUGUGCACUCUGGUGAUGUGAGUCUGCAACUGGUUCUGCACCAAAAUCUGUAACUGCUAAUGCGCUCCAGUUAUCAGUAAAAGGGAGUGUGUAAAUGUAGUGUGAUGUCAGAUACCAUAUCAGAGCAGAUUCCUGGCAUUUGACUAGUCACCUUGGUGACUGGCAGGAAUGCUAUUCUACCUACAUAAUAUCAACAUACAAAACUGAUAACGUGGGGGUUAAACACCCUCCAAAACCUAGAAAAUGUGCUGAAUGAAGUGAAAGUGUAAAUGUUUUUAUGUAUAUUUAAGUAGUGUGUAGCGCAAAGGAAACUGAUCUGUGACAGACUGGGAGUCCUGAUACAAUGUGGGUUGCCCUGCUGAGAGCUCAGCUCUUUUUUAGCUUUAGAAAUGUUACAAAGCAUCGUUGCUGAAGUUCAGCUGCAGGUUAGAGCAGGGAAAGGCACUCUAGGGAAAAGAGUGGGACUCUCUGGGAGGUGAGGCAUUCUGCUGAGGAGAAGGUUCAAAACCGCUGUGAAACCCAUGUUUUUACUCAGGGCUUCAGUUUGGCUGGUUUUUCCUUCAGAAACAUUUACUGAGAUUGACUAUAAUGCUCAUUUGUAGUCACUGUUUGGUCAAGAGGAAGCAGUAUUGAUAAGCCAAUAAAUGAGAAAUUUCCGUAUUCUGCAAGGUGGCUCUGUGUUACCAGUUAGGUUUCCACAGCUUUGAUCCUUGUGGCUUGGGCAUAAAUGCGAUACAAUCUCUGCUCACCUUGACUUGUGGCAGUUAGCCCUUGUUUCGCCUACUUAACACACAGGCUUAAGUUGUGACAAUGACAUUGCAGUUGAAGAUAAGGUCCUCUAUAUAAUCAAACAGUGGCUUUGCAACCUUUAAUAAUUGUAUUAACUUUUCAUGAGUGCUUGGAUGAGUCCAUCUGCUCUGGCUGUGUUUUAACUUGGUGUUUCACAUAUGUAACUUCCUUUCUGCAUUCCCAGCUGGAGAGAUUUUUCAGAGCUUUGGGCAUGGUGCUGGUGCUGAAUGGCUUCUGAUACCCAGCCAAGUGUAGCUGCGGUUCCUCUCUGGGUAAGUAAUCACAACAUACAGGCAGAAGUGUGAAAUGUACCUUGAGGAAAGGCUGUUUGUGAAGAUAGGUGCACAUUGAUAGAAUCAGCUGCAAAAAACCCCAGCAGUAUAAACUUCAGGAAUGGAACAAGGCAUCUGCAUGAGUGUAUGUAUGCUGACUGUGGAAAGGAUGGUAUUUAGCUGGUACAUUUCAGGAUAUAUGAACAGAUAUACACUGCUUUUAGUUUUUGCCUAUCAUGCAAAAUGACUUAAUCAGUAGACUGAAACCAAACCCAAAGCAAGCUUUGCUGAAUUGGUUAGUAAAAAUAUGCAAUGUUCCUAACGAUUUAAUAGGUAUUCAGGAGUAUCAGUUUUACUUUAACUAGUUGCAAAUUUUUCUUUAUGGCAAAGAGUCUAUGUGAAUGUAUUUUAAAGUCUCAUAAAGAAGGGUGGUAAGCAAAUUAAACUUACCACAACUAAGGGUGUAGAUACUUUUGCUUUUCCCAGCUAUGUGUGCACUGGCGUCAGUUCUGAUAAAAGCUGAUGGUGUAUUUGAUUUUGUCCAUGCAGCAAAGUUUUUUCAUGGGUUACAUGGGAAGUAAAACUGCCACUGGUUUGCAUAAUUGUGAUAUUACUGUUCUGUCAACAAGUGCCUUAGUCUGUUCAUUUUCAUGGAUUAAUGCCCAGCAAUGGGAACUUCUCCUUUGACCUGAAGACAGGACAGUAUCAGCUGACAAGCAGACACUUGCUGCUUACUGACAAAUAUUCAUGGUCCCUGAUCUUGUCUUGGGUCACAGAUUUCUCAUGGUUUUCUGUAAUGUAUUACUCAGAUUCGCUGCAGUGAGGAAAGCAGAAUGGUUUCAGUUCAGUUUCAGUUCAGACUACCUUACUCAUCUAUCUCAACAUGAAACCCAGAAAUUUUCUUUCAGCAAAGCAUUAAAUUCUUCUUUACAAAAUUGAAAAGGUAAUUGCAAAAGAAAAGUUUCAAAAGCAUCUAAUGCAAGCUUGAAAUAUAACUGGUACUACUAUCUAUAUUAAAUUUUCAUACUUCUCAGCUUCUUUAGCUGAAUCCCUUCUUGCCUUCAGCUCUCCUCCAAAGCGCAGUUUUAUGGAGUGGAGGAAGCUGUAGACUGAGUCCAGAACAGGCCCAGGUGCCCCCUCUCCCCCUAAUUUGCUCAUACCUGAAGAAUUCAUUACACACUUCAUUAAUCUUAAAAUUCAUUAAGAUUAAAUAAAUCUUCAUUCAUUUGUUCAUCUCUGCUUCUUUCUUCCUUGCUAAUUAAUCUCACCGAAGCAUGUUGUAUUAGUUUGGAGGCUUAUGGGAGUGAGGUGUUGGUUUUGGUUAUUUACAUCUGCCUUUGCAGUGCACUCACACUCUGCUCUGUUGAUUUGCUUGCUAGACUCAUGCCCCUGUUCAAAACGCUAAUUGAAUGGCUGCUUUAUUGGAUUCCUCCAUCUCCAGAUUGCACUAUAUUGCUGUAUUCUUCAGGGCUUCUUUACAGCUUUCGUAUCAUAGACAAUAUUCUCUGUAGUUUACAUUUUAUAAUUUCUUGAAGGAAGCUACAAUGUGGGGUAUCCCUGAUAACCAUCCAAGGCAUCACUAGCGUAAAGAUGAUUGACCUGUAAAGGUUUUGAACCAUGCCAGUUUCCCCCUGUUACUAACUUUCGAGAUCUAAGCUUCUGCCAUCUGUUAAUGUGCUACAUUAAUUCUUCUGCUUGAUGAGGAAAAUAACUCAGUGGGUUAGAGCUCUGCAAGAGAUUUUGAUAUGAAGAGAAGUUGGUGGUGAGGGUUCUGCUUCCUCUUUUCUGUGCGUGCAAAAGAGGAGAUGCACUUGACAAAUUCCUAGAACAUCUGUGUAACCAUCAGAAGUAGACAUGAAAUUAGAAAUGCAGAAUUAUUUAAACAAUCCUGCCUUGGUGAAUAUUCUGUACCACAGAUUGGUUUAUUUCCUCCUAAACUGUACAGUUAUGUAAAUAUUACAGAAGUAAAUGUAUUUUGAGUGUGUACUGUUAAAAGUUUCCUUUCAUUGUGCUCUUAAUACCCGCAUUGUAGGGAAAAUUAUAUAGCCUAUAUAAGAAAACCCUAUUCUUUCUACUUCCUAAGGUAGUAAUUAUUAAGAAAUUAGCAUCUCAUGUGAGAUUCCCCAGCUUGCAAAUUACAUAUGUUUGAGGAUGUUAAUCAAGUAAGCAGAGGACUUUUGCUGCCGCUUUGCUUAGAGAUGAAUGCUACGUACAAAAGGUGGGUUACAUUUGCGCCAUUAUUUACAUUUUUUUCUUUUUGUUAUAUGUAUUUUGGACUCCGUCAAAUCUCAGGUGCUGGUGUUUCUUCACUGUUGGAAGAUAUUCUUGCAUUUUGAAAUUUUAUUGUAAAUGCUUAUCUGUAUGUUGAACUUCAACAAAGAAGAAAGGGGAAAAAAGUUUGGUAUGGCAAUUUUCAUUCUCAGCCAACUCUAAUUUAAUACCAUCAUAAAAUAGUGUUGGAGGGGUAACUGUUGAUCCUUAAUAUUGCUUUGCUAGACAUAGCUGCUUUAUUCUUUGAAUGUGGCACUCUUCAGUGCUAUACAGUGUGGAUCAUCCCUUGUCCCCGCGUAUAGCAUAGCAUGCAGAGUAAAUUAAAACUUGUCUGGCAAUGGCCAGUUUCCUGGUUUUUUCUCCCUUCACAACAUUUCUUGCUUUGCUCCUGACAUCCCUUUUGCCCAGGGCGAUGUUCCUCCAGAUAGUUCCAGAUCAAAGUUUAUUUGAUUCAAGAGGUUCUUUACCAGCCUGGACUCUGAAGAACAGGGUCAGCUGCUCUUUGAAGGAAGCUGGGUUAGAUUUCCUUGGCUUGGUUCUUCUUGUGAGUGAUACCGUGCUUUGACCAACCAUCCCAGCUUAAUUUCUACUCCGUGCUCAGGUACCCCAGCACAACUUUCUGAAGGUAGAAUUUGACCUCUCAAUUGGAUUUUAUUGAGGGCUGGACUCAUCACUGAGACAUAUUGAACAAAAAACAAAGAUAUGCUUCUGUGUGUCUGUAAAAAACCAAGAUAAACCUGGAAAGCAUAAUGAGACCCCUUAUAAAUAUCUAUGUCUUUGCUUGUGUCUUUACAUUCACACUAUGGAAUAAUAUCCAGCCAACUGUGGAAAAUGAAUUUAUUGCAAAUUAUUCAAGCAGUUUGCUAACUAAUGUUCCAAAAAAUGUUCCAGUCCAUACUCAUGUACUAGAUUUAUCACAUAAUAGGAUCUCUGGACUUAGUAUCUCAGAAUUUAUUUCUCUUUCUGACCUUCAAGUAUUAAAUCUUUCUCAUAAUCUAAUUACGGAGCUUGACUUUAGUGUCUUCAUUUUUAAUGAAGAUUUAGAAUACUUAGAUUUAUCACAUAAUAACAUUUUGAAAGUUUACUGUCAAACUCUUGCAUAUCUUAGACAUUUAGAUCUUUCUUUCAAUAAGUUUACUGCCCUGCCCAUCUGUCAGGAAUUCAGGAACAUGUUUGAUUUGGAGUACCUAGGAUUAAGUGCCACGAUGAUACGAAGGUCGGACUUCAGGUAUAUCAUGCAUUUGGAGCUGCAUACUGUCUUCCUAACCCUAGAAGACUUUUCUCUGUAUGAGCCUCAAAGUCUGACAGCCUUGAAUACAAGGAGCCUCCACAUUAUUUUUGCAGCCCAAAACUUCAGUUUUUCCCUCUUGUAUGAUGGAAUGAGCACUGCAGAAAACUUAAAAAUAGUUAAUUUAUUAUAUACGUUGAGCUACAAAGAUUUUCCCUCUCCUUCUUUAACGCUUCUGAAGAAAAUCAAGACAACAACACUGAUGCUUGACACCGUGGACUUACAAUGGGCUAUCAUUUUGCAAAUUUUCCUGCUUAUUUGGUAUUCACCUGUGGAACAUUUGACUGUGAGAAACUUGACUUUUCGGGGACCACUGGGCGAGUUGACUGAAUAUGAAUUUCUACCUUUAUUAAGCUCUGUGGAACAAUUAAUCUCUUUGGGUGGGUCCAUGAAAGUGCUAACUAUGGAGCACGUUCGUAAUAAGGUUUAUUAUUUCAACCAGGAGAUUCUAUACAGACAGUUUGCAGAGAUGAAUAUUGCCAGUUUGACAAUAUAUGAUGCAUAUAUGCCACACAUGCUUUGCCCCAACAGAACAAGCUCAUUUCAGUAUUUAAAUUUUUCUCACAAUGCCCUGACGGAUGAAUUGUUUCAGAAUUGUGGCACUCUGACAGAUCUGCAAUUACUUAUUUUGCAGAGGAAUAAAUUUGAGAGCCUUCCCAAGGUAAGCUUCAUGACCAGCCGUAUGAAAUCACUGAAAUAUCUCGACAUUAGCAGCAACUUGCUGCGUCAUGAUAGAGCUGAUGUACAGUGCCAGUGGGCUGAGUCUCUGACAGAGUUGGACCUGUCCUCAAAUCAGUUGACGGACGCUGUGUUUGAGUGCUUGCCAGUCAACAUCAAAAAACUCGACCUAGAAAACAAUCAGAUCACCAGUGUCCCCAUGGGGAUGGCUGAGCUGAAGUACUUGACAGAGCUGAACCUGGCAUCAAACAGGCUGGCUGACCUGCCGGGGUGCAGUGGCUUUAUGUCCCUGGAGUUCCUGAACAUAGGGAUGAACUCAAUCCUCACCCCAUCUGCCGACUUCUUCCAGAGCUGCCCAAGGGUCAGGGAGCUACAAGCCGGGCACAACCCGUUCAAGUGUUCCUGUGAACUGCAAGACUUUAUCCGUCUGGAGAGGCAGUCUGGGGGGAAGCUGUUUGACUGGCCAGCGGCAUACGUGUGCGAGUACCCGGAAAACUUGCGAGGAACGCAGCUGAAGGACUUCCACCUGAGUGAACUGGCUUGCAACACGGUGCUCUUGCUUGUGACAGCUCUGCUGCUGACGCUGGUGCUGGUGGCUGUCGUGGCCUUUCUGUGCAUCUACCUGGAUGUGCCGUGGUACAUGCGCAUGACGUGGCAGUGGACGCAGACGAAGCGUAGAGCUUGGCACAACAACCCUGAAGAGCAGGAGACCGUUCUGCAGUUUCACGCGUUCAUUUCCUACAGCGAGCGCGAUUCGUUGUGGGUGAAGAAUGAGCUGAUCCCGAACCUGGAGAAGGGUGAGGGUUGUGUACAGCUGUGCCAGCACGAGAGAAACUUUAUCCCCGGCAAGAGCAUCGUGGAGAACAUCAUUACGUGCAUUGAGAAGAGCUACAAGUCGAUCUUUGUGUUGUCUCCCAACUUUGUGCAGAGCGAGUGGUGUCACUAUGAGCUGUACUUUGCCCAUCACAAAUUGUUCAGUGAGAAUUCCAACAGCUUAAUCCUCAUUUUACUGGAGCCGAUUCCUCCGUAUAUUAUCCCUGCCAGGUAUCACAAGCUGAAGGCUCUCAUGGCAAAGCGAACCUACCUGGAGUGGCCGAAGGAGAGGAGCAAGCGUGCCCUUUUCUGGGCUAACCUGAGGGCAGCUAUUAGCAUUAACCUGCCAAUAUCCUUUGAAGAAAAUGAAGAGCAGAGUGAUGUUACUUCUACUAGUAGUAUAAGUCAGUAUGUGAAUAACUGACUUGACUGUCUUGCUUUAAAUUGUGUUAAUCAAUUUUUUGUAUUUUUUUACAGUAUUCCUAGUUUGUAGCAAAAUGUAAUUGUGAUACAUCCAGAAAUUGCUAUUGCUUAUUCUAGUUGUGAAAGUAGGCAGAAGUCGUCUGCAGUUGCCUGUCACCAACAAAGAGAAGGAGAGAGAAUUUUUCAUAGUGAUUGCACUUAUUUUCGUAGACUUGUGUUACAUUUAUUUUGGACUUUUUCCAUUGAAGGCCAUAUUUGAAAGUAACAAAAAUAGUGGUGGGUUCAAUGUCAUCAGGACUGUCAAGGCAUGCUUUUAAUCUUGGUUCUCACAUGGUUGUUGUGGGGUUAGGGUGGUAGGGAUCUGCUUCCUUGGGUUUAAUUAAAUAAUACAAUGAAGAAGAAAACUCUUGUUUAAAUUCUUUCCUGUUCAUUGGUAUACUAGAUGUGCAGGGUAGAGUAUCCCUGCACCUUCAGCCUGUUCACCCUUCCUGGAAGUCUUUUCCUUCAUCACAGGCAGAGACUUUCCUGGGUAAGAGCUGAAAGUUGGAGCCAUUGUUCCCUGUUUAAUAUUCUUCUUCCUUUGCUGUACUAAACAUUCCCACUUGCCUAGACUACCUACCAAAUCUUGAUUUCAUAGAAUUCACUAUUUGUUAUCUUCAAAAUAAUAGUUAAUAUCUGAAUUUAUUAUUUUUUAUAAUAUUAUAAUAUUGCUGCUUUCUACUAUGAUAUCAAGUUAUACUGAGUUGCUUGUUUUUCCUGUUUUCUAAAAGGUAGAAGCUUGCUAUUUGGAGGUGAAUCCCCCUUUGUCUCUAGACUUUCACUGAACUCUGUUACCUUGCCCUUUUAAUCAGCAGGUGCUGAGGGUCAUCCUGCAGGUGAAAAAGGAGUAAUUUUCAUUGGGAAAUAACUUCUCUGCUAAAAUCAAACUGAUUAAUGGUAUUUGUUGAUAGGAGACAUCUAAUAAUUUGCUGUGCUUGGAUUUAAUUUGACAAUCUAAUAAACCUCUCAUUUUGUAUCUGU